AUGACGGUUCCUGUUAUCGACAAUGGUGGAGAUCCACACCUGCCAGUACCAAAGUCUAUCAAUCCCGGGGGCACUCCACAGCCGUCAUGUCGAUCCCAUGGGUCAAUGCAUAACCUCGCCCAAUUACUUGCUAGAGCUGCCGUGACCAAUGAAGGGUUGUCUUUCUAUACAUCUGCGGAUGAGAGCGCCAAGCCCUUUCAUGUCUCGUACGCUGAGCUUCAACAACGUGCAUUGCAAAAAUCCCGCUUACUGAGCAUGAUUGAUCAUGUAUUGGAUUCGUCCAUUGUGUUAUUGCAUUUCGAUACUCAGCUCGAGAUAAUUGAGUGGUUUUGGGCCGCAACGCUCGCGGGACUUUUACCGGCCAUAUCCGGCUCCUUCGUCCACGACGCGGCCCAACGGAUCAAGCAUCUGAACCACCUACAGAAGCUCCUGAAGCAGCCUACCAUCCUUACCUCCGAGAGACUUCUUCCUGAAUUUCAAGGGGUGGAGGGUCUUAGCCUGUGCACCAUAGAGUCAUUGAUCAGCAAAGUUACCAAUUCUCCGGCUGAUACAGGGACGAUCCCUGGGACCACGAAAUGCGCAGAUGAUCCGGCUGUUCUCAUGUUGACAUCUGGCAGCACUGGUAGCGCCAAGGCCGUACCACUCCGCCAUGGGCAGUUGUUGACCGCGGUCCAAGGCAAAAGUACGCAUCAUCUAACCCAGCCUGGAGAUGUGUUCCUAAACUGGGUUGGGCUGGACCAUGUCGCAAGUCUGUGUGAAAUCCACCUACAUGCCGGGAAGUACCCUUGCAUGAGUCUCGGGGCUCAGCAAGUCCACAUCCCCGCGACGGUACUCUUGCAGGAUCCGCUGCGGUUCAUACGCCUGCUUGAUACUCACCGAGUCGCGUACACCUUCGCACCCAAUUUUUUCCUGAAUCAGCUGCGGAAUGCCAUGCUAGCACACCCGCCUGUUAAUAUUGAUCUCUCCUGUCUCAAGCGGAUCAACUCAGGAGGUGAGGCCAACCCAACGGCGACAUGUGAUUCUAUAUCGCGCGAGCUAUGCAAUCUCGGGGCCCGCGGGCCGGUAAUCAGUCCUGGUUUCGGGAUGACAGAGACGUGUGCGGGCGCUGUUCAUGCCCAGCCAAUCCUUGAUACUGCAAAGGAACUGGAAUUCGCGAGUCUGGGAAAGUGCAUCCCCGGAAUGAAGAUGCGGGUGAUGAACCGAGAAUCGAAAGACAAGGAAGUCCCGUGUGGUGAAGUAGGGGAGCUACAGCUUACCGGACCGGUUGUGUUCCAUGGAUACUUCAACGACCCGGCUGCUACAGCUGCCGCAUUCACCGACGAUGGGUGGUUCGUGACAGGCGACUUGGCUUGGCAGGACCAGGUGGGUAAUUUGAACCUUGCCGGUCGUAUCACGGACAUUAUUAUUGUCAAUGGGGUCAAAUGGAGUGCUACGGAGAUUGAAACCGCCAUUGAAGAAGAGGGUAUUCCUGGUCUCAUACCCUCAUUUACUGUCGCUUUCCCGCACCGCCCCGCCGGGUCUCCCACGGAGGAUAUCGCUGUUGUCUACUCCCCAAGUUAUGCAUCCGACGAUGAUGCUGCACGUUUUGCAACGGCCACUGCUAUCUCAAAGACCGUCGCGGCUGUGACAGGCCGGAAACCUGGGCAUUUAGUGCCGCUGCCAGUGGAGAUGCUUGUUAAAACCUCCCUUGGUAAAAUCCCUCGUUCCAAGGUGCGGGCUGCAUUCCAGCGAGGCGACUAUGAGAGCUAUGAAAAAAGAGACAGAGAGGCUAUCCGGGUAUAUGGUCAAUCUAAGCUACGCCAUCCUGAGACCGAGAACGAACGGAAGGUCCAAAGCGUGCUAGCACAAGUCGUUAAUGUUCCUAUGGAGGCCAUUAGCUCGGAUUCGUCUAUCUUUGAUUUGGGUAUCACCUCAUUUAACCUCAUCCUGCUCAAGGCCCUGAUCCAAGAGGCCGUGCAAGCACCGAUUGACAUUCCCAUGUCAGACAUAAUGAUGGAGCCCACGGUUGCUGGCAUCGCCUCAUCUGUUGAUCGACUCCUUUCGCAGCCUCCUGUCUACAAUCCUAUUGUUCCACUACAGCUGCAUGGAACCAAGAUCCCCCUUUUCUUGAUCCACCCCGGCAGCGGCGAUAUCCUCGUUUUCAUCGCACUUGCAACACAUUUCCCCACAAGGCCUGUCUACGCACUUCGCACUCGCGGUUACAACGCCAACGAUUCUCUUUUCGAGACAAUGGAGGAGACCGUCGACACUUACGUGGAACAUAUCCGUAAAGUGCAACCCCACGGCCCAUAUGCGGUAGCCGGAUACUCACUCGGGUCCACGCUUGCCUUCGAGGUAGGUAAGAAGCUAGAGGCUCAGGGGCAGGAGGUCCGCUUCCUGGCCAGUAUUGACUACCCACCCCAUAUUGCGCAAUACGUCCGAGGCCAAAACUGGCUGGACGUGCUUCUGCAUAUUUCCUUCUUCCUUGAGCUCAUCGACGAUGAGAUCAUGGCGCGCGCCACCGUUCACAUGCACAGCCAUGACAUGACCCGCGAGGAAGCCCUGAAAUAUGUACUGUCCAUCAGUGACCCCCAGCGAGUUCAGGCUCUCCAUCUCACUCCCGAACUGCUAGAACGAAUUGGUGAUAUCGGGGAAAAUUUCAGGGUCCAUGGGGAGGCAUACGAACCCGUCGGCAGUGUUGAUCAUUUGGAUGUUUUUGUGGCUGAUCCGCCAGGAUACGCGGCAUUAAACCGGCAAGACUGGAGAGACAACAAACUUGGACGGUGGGUUGACUUUGUGAGGAGCGAUGCUGAGUUCUAUGAAUGCCCCGGGAUCCAUGCAAAUAUGCUCAACCCCGAGUAUGCUGCUGCGUUCGUAAAGCAUUUCAAGGCAGCCAUGAAAUUGAGAGGGGUAUAAAGGUCAUUUCGACGUGGGACGGCAUGGGUAGCGACUUUUGCU
Aspergillus campestris IBT 28561 is the source of this 2937-nucleotide messenger RNA. Its product is annotated as non-ribosomal peptide synthetase. Gene Ontology annotation, molecular function: CoA-ligase activity. Bases 1 to 2895 code for a protein of 964 amino acids. Gene Ontology annotation, biological process: biosynthetic process; secondary metabolic process. Lineage: Eukaryota; Fungi; Ascomycota; Eurotiomycetes; Eurotiales; Aspergillaceae. The transcript is spliced from 3 exons. The record is from RefSeq and is a predicted model, not a curated record.